Fragaria vesca subsp. vesca is the source of this 1551-nucleotide messenger RNA. Its product is annotated as F-box/FBD/LRR-repeat protein At5g56420-like. Gene Ontology annotation, molecular function: protein binding. The transcript has 3 exons. The record is from RefSeq and is a predicted model, not a curated record. Bases 1 to 1479 code for a protein of 492 amino acids. Lineage: Eukaryota; Viridiplantae; Streptophyta; Magnoliopsida; Rosales; Rosaceae.
AUGGCACAGAAGCGUAAGUCAUUGGCUACUGGAAGUUGUGAGGGUGAAGGGCUCUGUACUGUGAAUAUGAUAGACAGAUUUAGCAAUCUUCCCGAGGGAGUUAUUCAUCACAUUCUUUCUGAUUUUGUGGUUAAAGACCUUGCUAGAUUCUGCUGUGUCUCCAAACGAUGGAGAGAGUUAUGUCUGUCGUCUCCGUCGGUGAACUUCUGUGGAUUUAAUACAGAUGAAAUGGCGGAUAUGGCGUGUGAGCUUAGGUUGAAGUUGGUGAAUACAUUGGAUAGGUUCUUGCUUAGUCGUGGGGAUAAUGAGAUGAAGAGCUUUUGUCUGUUUUGGGAUGGUCACAGUGAUGAAGAGCUUGACGAACCUUGCUUCUGUGUUAAUGAGAAUUUCCGAAUAAACACCUGGAUCCAGAAUGCUGUGAGGUGUAAAGUUGAAAAGGUUCAUCUUGCAGUCGCUUAUUUUGAUUUUGAGGGAGAACCAAUAGCAUUUCCAUCUUGCAUCUUUCGUUCAUCAUCAUUGAGGUCUUUAGUGGUUGAGAUGCCACAUACAGUUUUUAAAACACCCUCAUUCACUUUUUCCUCCAAUCUCAAAAGGUUGGAUUUGAGAGACAUUAUUAUACAGGACGAGGGGUUUUUCAAGUGGAUUUCCUGUUCCUGCAAAUCCUUGAAGGAUAUCUCUCUUACAGAUUGUGAGAUAUAUAAUGUCACUAUUGAAAGCUCAUCUUUGGAAAAAUUUGAUUUCUUUAAUUACAUGAUUUUUGAAACCUGCCAUAUUAACAUCUCUGGUGGGAAACUUGAAGAAAUAAAUGUCAACUGCUAUCAUUCACCUAGCAGCGCCGUAUUAAAAAUUGUUGCUCCAAAUGUUAAACGUUUGCUUUUGGAGGGGAAUGUGAAAAAUGACCUAAAUCUGGGAGAAUUGAAUUGUUUGGAAGAAGCUGCUAUUCUUAUGGAGCCUAUAGUAGAUGAGUUUGACAAAGUAUAUGAGGUUCUCUCCAGUUUGUGCAGUGUUAAAGUUCUUGUUCUGAAUGAAGCUACCAUCAAGGCUGCAUGCAAGGAGGAACGCGUGCAAGUUCAGUUAGAUGAGGUUUGGUACUUGCAAAUGAAGAUUGGUAGCUUUACUGAUGAUCUAGUCCCAGCAGUCGUCUGUCUUUUAAGAGGAACACCAGAGUUGUGUACUUUAUACAUUCGGUAUAAGCCAACCUCACUCGUCCCUAAAUAUAAUACAUCCAGGUUUGAUAUUGAGUAUUGGAAGAUGCAAAACCUGGGAUUUAUUUCUCAGGUUGAGGAUGUUACCAUAGAGCUUAGUGCUGGGUUUAAUGGAAUUGAGUUAGCAAGGUAUAUUCUUGAGCAUGCUGAGAACCUGGAGAAAAUGGUCAUUAGGUAUUUAGCCGAGCAAUCUAAUGAUAUAGGGAAGUUAAAAGAAAGUAAGAUGAACUCCAAUCCCAUGGUUACUUUCGAGGAGUAUGAAAGAUCCAUUUGAUAGUUUCGAAAUGUUAUUUCAGAGUCCCUGUGUAAUGUGACUAAUGUCCAUUGAUCCGGUUUGGAAUUUUAC